This is a messenger RNA of Dermochelys coriacea (leatherback sea turtle), 3065 nucleotides long. It is a transcript of the gene TAF1C, whose product is annotated as TATA-box binding protein associated factor, RNA polymerase I subunit C. Gene Ontology annotation, molecular function: protein binding; RNA polymerase I core promoter sequence-specific DNA binding. The record is from RefSeq and is a predicted model, not a curated record. Bases 31 to 2919 code for a protein of 962 amino acids. NCBI's taxonomy places the organism in Eukaryota, Metazoa, Chordata, Testudines, Dermochelyidae. The transcript has 14 exons. Gene Ontology annotation, cellular component: fibrillar center. Gene Ontology annotation, biological process: transcription by RNA polymerase I.
CGGGCCCUGAGCGCCCCCUGCCGGCGGCCCAUGGCGUUCCCGGGCUCGCUCUUCCCCGCCUUCCUCCGCGCCGGGCCCCCCCGGGACCUGCCCCGCCCGCCGCCGCUCGCGGGCUGGGGCGGCUACGGGCAGGUGCAGGGGGCCGGCCCGAGCCAGCCCCAGGAGAGGUUUAUUCCACUUCACAGCAAGAAGGGCGAGAGAUGGGCCCCUGCUGAGGCGUGUGCCGUGCCGUUCCUGUCCCCCAACACGAGCUGCCGUGUCCCCACGCUGACGCCCCAUGACAUCCUCUACGUGGGGCAGAUUCAAAGGAAGCACCAGGCCGGCAAGACUGGGGGGGCUGCCCUGGACUUCACAGGGCAGCUGGCUCACUUCUUCCUGGAUCACCCCGAGGAGGCCUUCAGCACCAUGGGGCAGCUUCUUCAGGAGCACUUCUACCUGGGGGAGGAGCAACUGCAGAGCAAGGCGCAGGAAAACACCAUCUCAGUGAAGACCCUGGUCCAGGAGCUUGACCGGAGGGAGGGCAGGCGUGACUGCCCCUGGCCCCAGCCCAGCCCACGGCUGCGCUGGUUCUCCUGCCUGUCCCGGGACUGGCUGUUCGAGGUGCCCCUGGGCCUGCUGGCCGAGUGCGUCCAUGAGGAGCUGGCCCUGCAGUGGGCGAAGUUGCUGUUCGACGACGCCCCGACUGGGGGGGCACUGGCUUGGCUCCCCACUGAGGAUGUGGCUCCUACCCCCCGAGGCUGCCUGGUCUACCCAGGAGGGGAGGCCAUGAACCUCCUCUGUUUCCAGGAGGUGGCCCUGGAGCAGGUGGCUGGUGCCCUGCAGCCCCGCGCCCAUGGCUGCCCCGCGCAGUUCGAGCUCAGUGGCCGGGUCCGCCAGGUGGCCACUGCGCAGGUGGCCGGGGAAGCCCUCGUUGGCGUUCGCUCGGAUCAUCACUGUGGUGCCUGGCGGCUCCGGUCUGGCACCGCCCCUGCCCCGCUCCAGGUCAUUCGCACUGAUGCGCCUGCCUCCUGCCUCACCGUCAGCCCCCACCUCCCCGGGGAGCUGUCCGUCUGCACCCUCAGCGGGGCCGUGUACCUCUGGAACAUCGAGACUGGGCUGCAGCGACUGCGCCAGGACCCCGAGACGGCGUUCUUCCGAGAGGCAUCCCCCUGGCGCUGGAGCGAGUUCACCGCCCACCCGCGGGUGCUGAGCUGCGCUGACCGCACUGGCCUGCAGUGCCUCGACGUGCGGGCUCCCUCCAGUUGCCAGUUUGAUCUGUUCAAGGUGGGAGAAGAAGCUGAGUGCCAGAGUGGAGAGCGAGUGAUGCUGCCCAUGUACCUUGGCAGGGCCCACCCCUGCCAGCACCUCAUCACCACGCAGUUCUCGGUGUAUGUGGUGGACGAGCGCUUCCCCCUGGUGCCGGUGCUGCGUUGGGAGCACAUGCUGGAGGCCCCACCUGUCUUUGCCCAUCUCAGCCCGGGCCAGACCCAGGAGAGGAGCCACAAGGUGCUGCUGGGCACCCACCGCACGCAGGAGCUACUGCUGCUGCAGUACACGGGUGGCAGCCAUUCGGCCUGCCAGCUCGCAGGGCCCCCCCGGCGGCUCCAUCCCAUCUACCAGGGUCUGCAGCACCUCCCCCCGCAGGUGACCCCCCAGCAGGGCCUGCUGUGCCAGAGGCUGACUGCACCUGCAGCUGGUGUGACGGCCGCCCACGCCGGGCAGGGGCCGCUGGAGUCCUUGCUGGUUUUCCAGCUCUCCGAGGCCGGGGACCUGUUCUACCAAACCCUGCUGCACGAGCCGCCGGCAGAGAGCGAGUCGUCGGCUGCCCCCGCCUCGCCCCCGUCCCUGCCAGCUCCUGCUGCGGCCGGCCAGCCCUCGCCCACGUGGGGCGCCUCCCUGGGCUCGGGCAGCGAGGAGAGCGGCCGCCUGCCUCCCCUGCCAGGGACUGUCUCCGAGGGCACCGCCGAUGCCGGGCAGGCAGCAGCCCCGGAGGAAGCCAGGCCCAGCGUGGGCCCCAGCCCGGCAGCCGCUGCCCGCUACGGCUGCUGGCUGAAAGCUCUCAUCAGGGACUGGAGCCGGCUGCCGGAGCACAGCCAGCCCCAGGCCCCCCACACCAUCAGCCAUCGGCGCCUCUUCACCGGUGGGGAGCUGAACCAGCCGGCCGGGGACAGCGCCCUCCAUGGCCGAGCCCGCCAGCUGCUGCGCCGGGCCAUGCAGGAGCGGGGCUGCCUGGCGCCCUGGGCCCUGGGGCCGCCCCCCGCCCCCCUGGCCAUGCCCCACCCCGUGGAGCCCUGGGCCUGGCCCGACGACCUGAGCAAGCGGCUGACGGCGUCGUGGGUGGGCGGCUGGGGCGAGUGGUGGGAGGAGAAGCUGGGCAUGACCAGGGCCCACAAGCUGCACGCGCUGCGGGACCGGAGACGGAGCCUGAAGCAAGCGCGGAGCCGCCACAGCCUGUCGGGCAGCUUCACCUCCUCCGUCACCUACCAGUCCGAGCUCAGUGACUUCUCUGCCUGCAGCCAGCCCCCCAGCCAGGCCCGCGAGGAGCAGCGACCCCCGGCCCCUGUGUGCCACCAGGACCUUUCCCCACCGCGGGCGGGACAGGGGGACCUGCCCCCAGCCCCUAGGCAGUGCUGGCCGGCCUCCCCACUGGACAGCACCUCCCAGCGCAGCGGGCAGGAGGCCUGGGGCAGCCAGGACACGGAGGACUCCUCCCAGCUGCUCUCGUCCCAGACCCUGAGCUCGCGGGGCAUCCCCAAGGAGCGCAGGAAAACCCUGCGGGACUACCUGGCCCUCUUCACCGAGCCUGCCCCGCAGCCCCUGUCCGAGCUGCCUGCGAGCCAGGCCUCCAGCCUGGGCAGCCAGCACUGGGGCCCCUCCUCCCAGAGGCAGCGCUCCACCGGGUCGCAGCCCCACCGCAAACGGCCCCGCAUGGGCUUCUGAGACCCACGGCGGGGGGGUGCUGGGGGCAUUGUCUGGAUGCCCGGAGGUCAUGGGGACGGGGAGUGCUGGGGAUGGUGUCGGCCGAGCCCCAGCCACGGCCUGGGGCUGUUGGCCGGUGCAGAUAACUCAAUAAACAGGGAAAGGCA